AUGUCUGCGAGUUUGCCGGAAUACAUUAAGUCAUGUUCAAGGAACGAUCCAAACCUUAAUGGUUGUGCGUUAAACUCAGCAAGGGAAUCAAUAAGGCGAUUUUCCCUCGGGGACCCAGACAGGAAUUUGCCUCCAUUAGACCCUCUGUACGUACAAGAAAUGACGGUAUUCAUACCUAGGAAGAAUGGGCUCAAACUGGUCUUUUCGGAGAAUUACUUUCAUGGACUUGCUGAUAUGGAUUUAAUAGAUUUGAGGUUCGAUUUAAAGAAACAAAUCAUAUUUGCUGAUGCGUUGGUGAACUUAGACGUGAAUAAUAAGUAUGACCUGAGUGGGAGGAUCAUGGUGUUGCCAGUCAAAUCUAAUGGCGACGCCUCUAUCAAACUAAAAAACACAACAAUCCAUAUCCGAUUUUGGUACGAACUUGUAGAAGCGGAAGACGGAAAAAUUCAUUGGAAAAUUUAUAAACAUGACAUCAAAUACACCGUCGAGAAAGCUGUAUUCAGAUUAGAAAAUUUACUCAGUGAAAUGGGAGUAGGUGAUCAAAUAAAUGUGAUGCUGAAUGAACUAUGGCGAGAAAUAGUGGCCGAUGUUGGACCGUCCAUCUGCAAUUCUUUAAGCGAAGCAGUAGUUAACAACUUAGCCGUUUUACUGAAGCAAGUGUCUUACGAAGAGUUGAUGCCUGAUUCUUAA
Amyelois transitella is the source of this 690-nucleotide messenger RNA. Its product is annotated as circadian clock-controlled protein daywake-like. NCBI's taxonomy places the organism in Eukaryota, Metazoa, Arthropoda, Insecta, Lepidoptera, Pyralidae. The transcript is spliced from 5 exons. The record is from RefSeq and is a predicted model, not a curated record. Bases 1 to 690 code for a protein of 229 amino acids.